Messenger RNA from Amorphotheca resinae ATCC 22711, 1689 nucleotides. RefSeq lists its product as hypothetical. Gene Ontology annotation, molecular function: transmembrane transporter activity. The record is from RefSeq and is a predicted model, not a curated record. Bases 1 to 1689 code for a protein of 562 amino acids. Gene Ontology annotation, biological process: transmembrane transport. Lineage: Eukaryota; Fungi; Ascomycota; Leotiomycetes; Helotiales; Amorphothecaceae. The transcript is spliced from 2 exons. Gene Ontology annotation, cellular component: fungal-type vacuole membrane.
AUGUCCUUGUCCCGAAUUACAUCCUACGGUUCUCUAUCCCCGGAGAGAGGGAGAUCCCCUUCCGGCGAAAAUGUCCCAAGACUUCGCAGGCUGAGCUUCAGUCCCUUACCGGACUCGUGGGACCACCCGAUCGUCCAGGACACCGUCCCAUCCGUUGGAGCCUUUGAAGUGCCUAAAGCACGGAGAUUAUUGCAAAUCAUCGUUUCGGUGAUCUAUUGUCUCUUCGCAGCCGGAAUCGUUUUUGGCUAUGCUGCACUCAAGCCGGUCCUCAUCCGCGAACAUGUAUACCGAAACCUCUGCACGGAGGAUGAGCUGAAGAGAGGAGUUCGGACUUGCUACGAUCAGGAAAUACAUCUGAAUUUGAUGUUCACGGUUGCUGCUGUUGGAACAAACGUGGCUGCUCUGCCCGUGGGGGCUAUAUUGGACAAAUUCGGCCCCCGGGUCUGCGGAAUUAUUGGCAGUUUCCUGCUGACAGUUGGAUCUCUCCUCUUUGCUUUCGCAUGGCAAUUACCCUUCGACGGCUAUGUAUUGGGAUACCUCUUCCUGGCUCUCGGAGGCCCAUUCAUCUACAUAUCAUCUUUCCAUCUGUCAAACGCCUUUCCCAAACACUCAGGUCUUAUAUUGGCCUUGCUCACGGGAGCUUUCGAUUCCUCAUCUGCCGUCUUUCUGAUCUAUCGACUCAUAUACGCGUGGAGCAAUGGCGCAUUUUGGCCUAAAUACUUCUUCCUCCUCUAUCUUGUCGUGCCAGCAUUCAUCCUUGCUGUCCAAAUAUUCCUCAUGCCCAAGGCAUCCUACAAAACUGUCGCUGAGCUAGUGGAACAAGUUGAAGAAGCCGACGAUGUCUUGGACGACCAGAUGGAUGAGAAUACCGCUCUGCUCAUUGACGAGCGCCGCCAACGCCAGCAAUCUGUAGUUUCAGAGAUCACGGAUUUGAUUGGGUCCAAGUCGGGAGCAAAGCACCUCAAAAAGGAAAACAAAAAGAACAAGAUCUCUGGCGUGUGGGGUGCUAUGCAUGGCAAGAGCGUCCGGCAACAGAUCCUCUCCCCUUGGUUCAUCCUUAUCGCGCUCUUCACCGUCAUUCAAAUGACGCGCAUCAAUUUCUUUGUUGCAACCAUUCGGCCCCAAUACGAGUAUCUCCUACACUCGUACGAUAAGGCGGUUGAGAUCAAUACCUUCUUCGACAUCGCCCUUCCCCUCGGCGGCAUCCUUGCGAUUCCUUUCAUCGGUGUGGUGCUGGAUCACACGAGCACGCCCACCGUACUCACUGCACUCGUCACAAUCGCAACGACCAUUGGUGUUCUGGGCUGCCUCCCUUAUACGUGGGCCGCGUAUGCGAACGUCAGCCUUUUUGUACUCUACCGGCCCUUCUACUACACCGCGGUUUCCGACUACGCGGCCAAGGUGUUCGGCUUCCGAACUUUCGGGACCGUAUAUGGAACCAUUAUCUGCUUAGCGGGACUCUUCAACUUCAGCCAGAGCGGUCUCGAUGCAUUACUGCAUAAGGUCUUCAAAGGGGACCCGGUACCGGUUAAUCUGCUCUUGUUAGGGACUGCGUUCGUGAUUGGCUGUGCGCUUUGCGUCUUUGUAGGGAUCAGAGCGUAUAAGAUGCGCAGGCAGGACUUAGAGGAGGAGGCAGAAUAUGCUAGAGAAACUCCAAUGCCGGGUGCACUUAGUCCCGAGAGGCUGUGA